Entamoeba nuttalli P19 is the source of this 543-nucleotide messenger RNA. RefSeq lists its product as hypothetical. The coding region runs from base 1 to 543 and encodes 180 amino acids. The record is from RefSeq and is a predicted model, not a curated record. The transcript has a single exon. NCBI's taxonomy places the organism in Eukaryota, Evosea, Mastigamoebida, Endamoebidae.
AUGAAAAUACUCUUGUUACUUGCUUUAAUUGCUUUUGCUUUUGCGGAAGAAAAUGAACUUGACAACACAUUUGAUAUUGAUUUCACUGAGUUAGAUAACGUAGAGCUUUUUGAAGAAGAAAAUAAUGAUGAAGAUGAUGAGUUCCAAUUAGAAGAAGAUGAAGAAGACGAAGAAGAUGAAGAAGAUGAAGAAGACGAUGAAUAUGAAUUAGAGGAGGAAGAGGAUGAUGACGCUGUUGCUGAGUCUUUGUUUGCUGAAUUUGAUGAUGAGGACCUUCUUGACUCUGAUGAAGGUCUUGAUGAUGACGACGAAUUAGAUCUUGAUGAUGAUGAUGAAGAUUUAGAAGAAGCAGACUUUUUUGAAGACGAUGAAGAAGAAGAUGAUGAUGGUACUGAAGAAGAAGAAGAAGAAUAUGAAUUAACUCAAGAAUGGUCAGAACAAGCAAAGUCAGAGGUUCAUCCAUUAGAUAAAAUUGAAUCAGCAGAACGACUUCUUGCUGAACUUGCUAACCAUCCAUAUCAUGGUAUGUAUGCACCAGCUUAA